Pieris macdunnoughi is the source of this 873-nucleotide messenger RNA. The record is from the annotation of a GenBank genome assembly. NCBI's taxonomy places the organism in Eukaryota, Metazoa, Arthropoda, Insecta, Lepidoptera, Pieridae.
AUGGUUAGAGCAUCGCUCAAAAUGACGCCUCCUAAGAUCCGUAGAAAGCACAUUAACUUGCCUAGCAGAACCCAUAUCGCGGAAACUAACGAAACAACAUCAUACCCAUUAGCAACUCAGACCAGAGGAAUCGAAGAAACAGAAGGACUUGACAUAAGAAACAAAUACACCAGAUUUCAAAAUCAACCUCGCUAUGCUAAUACUAGAAAAGAGAAGAAACAAAAAUAUAUUUUGAGUGAUUCUACCAUGCAGCUUAUAAAUAAAAGAAAAAGUCUAAUUGCGAACAAAAACGGCAAACGGAAUCUGAGAGAAAUAGCCGAAAUAAGGAAGGGCAUACGCAAGGACAGGAAAACAAGGAGAAUACAAACACUCGAAAAACACAUCAUUGAAUCAGGCGGAACCAAAAAAGCUCUUAAAGAACUUCGUGAAGCGACUCCUUGGGUACCUAAUCUCAAAAGAAAUCAAAUUAACAUCACGAACCGCAAAAGUAUAGUAAAGACAGCAUCAGAUUUUUACAAAAAUCUAUACUCCAACCUAGCUAUCGCAGGAAGCGAACAGUGCAACAACUACAAAACGACCAUAUACCCUCCAAACUUAGAACCAGAUAUAUUACAAAGUGAAGUCAGGAAAGCUAUAUUAAGUCAAAAGUCAGAUAAGGCACCAGGUCCAGACAAGAUCACGAACGGAUUACUGAAAGGAACCCUAAAAGAACUGGUGCCCAUUCUGACGAAAAUCUUUAACGACAUCCUAACAUCAGAACAGAUUCCUGAACAAUGGCAAACCUCGCACAUAAUUCUUAUAUACAAAAAAGGCUCAAAGGAAGACUUAUCCAAUUAUAGACCAAUAAGCCUGAUGUCAAACAUAUACAUAUAA